This is a messenger RNA of Naegleria fowleri, 2487 nucleotides long. RefSeq lists its product as uncharacterized. Gene Ontology annotation, molecular function: protein binding. Lineage: Eukaryota; Heterolobosea; Eutetramitea; Acrasida; Naegleriidae. The coding region runs from base 1 to 2487 and encodes 828 amino acids. The transcript has 3 exons. The record is from RefSeq and is a predicted model, not a curated record.
AUGACCACAGCGUCCUCAUCGAUCUAUUCCUCAUCAUCAUCAGCCUACAAUAAUAUUGCAUAUUCAUCAUCAACGGGUAUUGGAGUGGACCCUCGGAAUAGUGGAAGUCUUAGUAGUCGAGUGUUAGGAAAUAGUACAACCAACAUGAUGAAUUUAGGAAAUACAACUGGAGGAGGCUCUUCUUUGAAUCAAAAUUUUGCAGGAAUAGGAGGGGUUGGAAUUAAUUCGUUUGGAUUGAUCGGAACCACUACUGGAGGUGCCAUACAACAACAACCACAAGGAAUUGUCUCACCUUCGGGAAAUAUUGCAAAGUCGUUAUUUGCAAUUUCAAGCAUAAACAAUGGAAGUAGCGGUAAUUUAAUGAAUCAGUUAAAUGGAAAACCUCUCACGACGUCUGGGAAAGAAUUUUUUACACAGCCAAGACGAUUUAAAAGCAUUCAUUCAGCUCAGACAUCAAAUUUUACAUCCAAUGCUCCGACGAACAGUGGAAUUUCUUUACCAGCAAAUGCCAUGACAUCCAAACGAACGCCUCUUGUGGCUUCUUCUAAAAGAACCAUUGGGACAACUGCAACAACUUCAAACGGAAAACGCCCCCAAAGCGCUACAACACCCAGAUUACAGCCAACAAGUGGCACUACUCCAUCGCCGUCAAAUGCCACCAACAACAUUAUGUAUUUUAAAUAUUCUAAUCCAGCAGGCUCACAAGAAAAUUUUUCCAGUAACAUCAUUUCUAACACCACUGGAAAUUCAAUACCAACAGAAGAGAGAGUACCCUCCUCGAGUAGAAUAGCACGAGGAGCCUCUCCUAAAAUUAACUAUCUGAUGGGACAAAACACAACAUCAAGCAUUCCUCAAAAAGAAAAGAUAGUAGAAACAAAAAUUGAAGAAACAAUUAGUAAUGAACGGUUAAAUUUAGAUAGAAGAAAUUUAACAAAAUGUCCCAUUAUUACGGGAGACACUAAUUUAAAAUUACUAAAUUUACAGUAUAAUGAAAUUAGACAUAUCAGUAACUUGAACAAUCUCUCAAGCUUGGUUUUCUUGGAUUUAUACGGCAACAAAAUUAAGAAGAUAUCGAACUUGGACUCUCUUACAUCACUAAGAGUAUUAAUGCUGGGGAAAAACUUGAUAGAAAAAAUAGAAGGUUUGGAAAAUUUGCACAAACUUGAUGUGUUGGACCUUCACGGAAACAAAUUGCGCGAAAUAUCUAACAUUUCAUUUCUAAAGGAAAUUCGAGUACUUAAUCUUGCUGGAAACAUGAUUACAAAUGUGAAUAAUAUUCGUGGCCUCACAUCUCUUAACGAGCUUAAUUUAAGGAAAAACAAUAUUGAAACGGUUGAAGAGAUUGAUGAAUUACCUAAUCUCAAACGCCUAUUCCUUUCCUCCAACAAUAUUUCUUCCUUCGAAGCCGUGGAAAGUGUGAUACGGAGUUCUUCGGUUGUAGAGCUCUCUAUGGACGAUAAUCCUUUACAUCAGAAUUUAUCUCAAAAAUAUAGAGUCAUUGUCAUUGCUGCGAUGAAGAAACUCACAGCUCUAGACUCUUCUAAGGUAACAGAUUCGGACAGAGAAAUGGCUUUGAAAUAUCUUUCAAAUGUUAAUGUCUCAUCCAUAUUUCCCUUUACGGAUUUGAUUCCUACUCCUUCGUAUGAUAGAGAUUUUGAUCUUGAAGACAAUAUGCAAAUCAGUUCCAUUCCUCGACAGCCCACACCCGACAAUAUUGGACCUCAAAUUACUUCAAGGAGUGUCACUCCUUCAGAAACCAUUCCAAAAGCUCCACCAAUAUCAGAAAGGCCGGAAAGUCGAAGUACCAGCAUUGCCACAAAUUACGACAAUCUGGAAUCAUAUAGCAAAAUUGAGGGCGAUGUUCUUCAUAUUUAUGGAGAGCCCAAUAUCACUCCAAUCAAUUACGGAGAUUAUAUUGUCCAUUUCCACAACUUGGAUUUGGAGAGAAUAUGUGAAGCGUAUUUGUUUCCAAAGAAGGUUAUGGCUACUACUCUUAUAUUUUCGAACAAUCGAAUUAGCACCCUUAAACAACUUUCCUUACUUUCAAAAUUGGAGUUUGAUGUGUUGAAAAUAACAUUUAAAGACAACCCUGUAUGCACCACAUUGAAAAGAAUUUUAAAACCAUACUGUAUUUAUAUUUUACCGCAACUAACCGAAAUGAAUGGAAAGCUAAUAUCCGUGACAGACAAGUCAAACUCUGAGAAAAUUUUUGGAAAAAGACAAGCAGUCAGCAAGAGUAUAGCCCCGCCCAUUUCUCAGUCUUUUCUUGACCGAUAUUCUGGAAUUGUAAAUAAUUACAUUAAUAGUGUUCUAAAUCAUACAUAUGUGGUUGAAGAAAAGAUGAAGCUUGUCGAUGAUGUUUGGGAUCAGGUAUUGUUUGAAUUUAUUGUGAAAUCACUCUCUUCCCUUGAAAAAUAUCCUUCGUCAGCAUGCAUGAAACAAGGAAUUGAAAUUAAUGGCAAAAAGGUCGAUUCAAAAUCAAGGUAA